Messenger RNA from Echinostoma caproni, 2028 nucleotides. The record is from the annotation of a GenBank genome assembly. NCBI's taxonomy places the organism in Eukaryota, Metazoa, Platyhelminthes, Trematoda, Plagiorchiida, Echinostomatidae.
AUGAUCCAAAUGGAUACCUCGAUGGAUGAUUUGUUCUCUGAUUUGGAGAAAUCUGCUCAUCCAACAAAUCAGGAAUCAGAUGACACCAAGCUCAAAGUGGAUGCGUUCACAGUUACAGAGAGUGUGCUGAACGAGCGUCUCUAUGUGACCAUUUGGCGCAGCGAACAAUACGAAAAUGCGAUAGUUUACGAGGUGAAGUUAAGUGGUGAAAUGGACAGUGAACCUCCCACCGUCGAACUACUCGUAGCGGAUCAUCAAUCUUACACACAAUCUCCAGUUAAAUGGCCAAUAGUUCGUCCAUGCGUCUUAUCCGAUUCACCAAACCGUUCUUCGUUGUCCCGUUCAACUGCUAUCCAUUUUUUCAACGUAUCUACUCGCCUCAUGCGUGCUAUUGGGCGUGUGCCUGCCAAUAGUGUCACUCCAAAGUGUGUUUGGCUUCUAGGUUUGGCAAAUGGAUGGCUGUACGCAUUCUCUCGCACCGUGACUCCUGUCUCCAAUUUGGUCACUAUGCAUUAUGCUCCUCUUUGUGCGUUCCCAACUCCCGAACCGGUCACACACUGGAACUUGUUGGAGGAUCCCAUUGUGAGUAAUACGCAGACAGUGAGUGAUGGCUAUCAACCGGUCAAUCAUGUGCUGUUUGCAUUCCACGCACUUGGCAGUGGCUUGGCUCUGUGGCUUCCAAAUAAUCCGGAACAGGAUCUCGAGGCUGACUUGUUGCGAUACACGCAAUUCAUUCUCCCCGUGGCCCCAUCCCCAAUUCGUCACACACAAGUACAUGGGUCAUGGAUUCACAUGAUCACCGAUUCCGGUCACCUGUUAUCCUUGCAUUGCUCGGUGACCGCAUCCGAUGACCUACCCCGGAUCGUGGACAUUGUCUGUCAACCAGCCAACUUUCCUCGUUUGCCGUCUGUGUUCCGAUCACUGACCGCAUCAUCUGAACUGGCCCAGCCCACCUGGCGAUAUUUCGCUCUGGUCGAGUUUGUUCGCCUUGCAGUGUUCUUCAUUCAUGUAUUCCUUCAGAAAGCUCAACACCCGCCGCCCGAUUUUCUUCCGGAAGCUGCCCAGGCAGACAACUCUUUGUCGAUUGCUCCCACCACAGAUCAAGCCUGCUUGCUAUUGCGCUCCUCCGAGAACAACCCGUUGUGCAUGUUCGGUCGCGCUCCGCUCGAUAUCGCGCUACACAUCUGCCCAGUUUACGAUUUGGACACGGAGGACACAGUGGCACAUGUGGAUGGUCCUACACAAUGGAGUCUCGUGGAGCCCUGGUUUACCGAAUCCCCGCCGGAACCAUACCUUCCUAGCAAACCUUCAACAAACAACCGAACAUCUGGUAUAUCGUUGAGGCGUUUGACGAUCCCCGUCACUCAGCUGAUUGAACUGUAUACACGUGUGAGUGACAAUCGUGUUCCUACCGGUAAUUUGAUCGGACUACGAGUUUGUGCAAACCUGAUCGUACGAGCCCCGAGUAUACCCUCACCGAUCAUCAACCUGUUUGACUGUUCUCUACGACCCUAUCGCAUGGUCGCCCCUUGCCUCCCGAUCACUCUGGGCUCAGUCCUGUUGGAUUCCGUUCAUUGGCUCUGUCCAAUCCAGAUCAACUGCCCGGCCCCAUUCUCACCCUUUGGAAACGCGCCGAGGUGGACUCGGGUGCCUAAACCGACUAUAUCGUUUCGCUUGGAAUCGUGCCAGCAAUUGCACCAUGUACUCCAGGAUCUUUUCAACUCGUUCACAGACCGUGAAGGACACCACAGCGGGUCAAUACCCACCACAGCUGUAUUGAAUGUGCCCGAAAGACGCGGAUCAGUUCGCCUUUCGUUUAUGCUGACCGGUCAACCUAUUCUGAUCGAAUGGUGGCAUCAUGAACCAGGAGAUUUGGACGAGAACGCAGUCGAAGGCACCGGAUCGGCCCAUAUUCGCAUGACCGCAUCAUGUGUUCGGACGUUAUGGUGUGUCGGGAAAUCAGUGGAGCGUAUUGUGCGUACUCGGGCUGUUUCAUCAUCCGUCUCGAGUGUGAGUGUCAGCUACUAA